AUGGCGGCAGAGAUGAUGCUCGAGUCCAUCGAGGAGAUGACCACUAACGUGGACGCCGUUCAAGAGCGGGGGCUGGCGGACAUCCUCGCCCGCAACGGCGACGCCGAGUACCUUGCGAAAUGUGGCCUCGCCGGCGCCGGCGCUUCCGACCGAGCCACUUUCCGUCCCAAGGUGCCCAUGGCGACGUCUGACGACUUGAAGCGUACAACCUGCGCGAUCACCAACGGCGACAGGUCGCCCAUCCUGUCGAGCUCCGUGCACCCCAUUUCCGAGUUCAACGAGCGGGGGCUGGCGGACAUCCUCGCCCGCAACGGCGACGCCGAGUACCUUGCGAAAUGUGGCCUCGCCGGCGCCGGCGAUUCCGACCGAGCCACUUUCCGUCCCAAGGUGCCCAUGGCGACGUACGACGACUUGAAGCAGUACAACCUGCGCAUCGCCAACGGCGACAGGUCGCCCAUCCUGUCAGGCUCCGUGCACCCCAUUUCCGAGUUCAACGUCAGCUCCGGCACGUCGGACGGCGAGCCCAAGCUGAUCCCGGCGGUCAAGGAUGAGGAGCGGGGGCUGGCGGACAUCCUCGCCCGCAACGGCGACGCCGAGUACCUUGCGAAAUGUGGCCUCGCCGGCGCUGGCGCUUCCGACCGAGCCACUUUCCGUCCCAAGGUGCCCAUGGCGACGUACGACGACUUGAAGCAGUACAACCUGCGCAUCGCCAACGGCGACAGGUCGCCCAUCCUGUCAGGCUCGGUGCACCCCAUUUCCGAGUUCAACGUCUGCUCCGGCACGUCAGACGGCGAGCCCAAGCUGAUCUCGGCCGUCAAGGAUGAGGAGCGGGGGCUGGCGGACAUCCUCGCCCGCAACGGCGACGCCGAGUACCUUGCGAAAUGUGGCCUCGCCGGCGCCGGCACUUCCGACCGAGCCACUUUCCGUCCCAAGGUGCCCAUGGCGACGUACGACGACUUGAAGCUGUACAACCUGCGCAUCGCCAACGGCGACAGGUCGCCCAUCCUGUCAGGCUCCGUGCACCCCAUUUCCGAGUUCAACGUCAGCUCCGGCAUGUCGGACGGCGAGCCCAAGCUGAUCUCGGCCGUCAAGGAUGAGGAGCGGGGGCUGGCGGACAUCCUCGCCCGCAACGGCGACGCCGAGUACCUUGCGAAAUGUGGCCUCGCCGGCGCUGGCACUUCCGACCGAGCCACUUUCCGUCCCAAGGUGCCCAUGGCGACGUACGACGACUUGAAGCAGUACAACCUGCGCAUCGCCAACGGCGACAGGUCGCCCAUCCUGUCAGGCUCCGUGCACCCCAUUUCCGAGUUCAACGUCAGCUCCGGCACGUCGGACGGCGAGCCCAAGCUGAUCUCGGCCGUCAAGGAUGAGGAGCGGGGGCUGGCGGACAUCCUCGCCCGCAACGGCGACGCCGAGUACCUUGCGAAAUGUGGCCUCGCCGGCGCUGGCGCUUCCGACCGAGCCACUUUCCGUCCCAAGGUGCCCAUGGCGACGUACGACGACUUGAAGCAGUACAACCUGCGCAUCGCCAACGGCGACAGGUCGCCCAUCCUGUCAGGCUCCGUGCACCCCAUUUCCGAGUUCAACGUCAGCUCCGGCACGUCGGACGGCGAGCCCAAGCUGAUCUCGGCCGUCAAGGAUGAGGUCGACUGCCGCAUGCUACUCCAUGGCCUCGUCAUGGCAGUCACAAACCAGUAA
Messenger RNA from Miscanthus lutarioriparius, 1698 nucleotides. NCBI's taxonomy places the organism in Eukaryota, Viridiplantae, Streptophyta, Magnoliopsida, Poales, Poaceae. The record is from the annotation of a GenBank genome assembly.